AUGUCCACAGCCGCCCCUCGCCCUGGGGAUCGUCCCGCCCUGGGCGACUCUUGGGUUGUCGCGUCCUCAUACAUCCCGAAAGAUGAGCGCCCACGAUCAUCCCAAUCAAGCCCCGAUUGCAAACGAAGUACGGCCACAGACUCCAUGACAACCUCCGCCUCCUCCUUGUCCGGCCCAGAGCUCAUCAUGCCCUCUAUCUACGAAGCCCCCAUCUCCGAAGCCUCCUGGGUGAGUCCCACGGUCAGGAAGCGACACACAUCGCGCGAGUCCACGUCGCAAAAGCCCAGAGCUCCCGCGACACAGAAACGGCCUACACCAAAGACGCCCGAGUUCGACGACCGGCCCAAGCCCACUCCCAAUACUCUCCCGCUCUCCAACCUGGCCGAAAGGUCCCUCCGCACCUUGAUCAAUCUCGUCCUCCUCGCCGCGAUCGCACACCUCCUCGUCCUCCCUGAACUGGUCCAACAGUACCAGACCCUCUGCGCCAUCGACGCCCUCUCUACCCUCUACCCAACCAGCUGCAUCCCCCCCGUGCCGUCUGCGCACGACGCUCUGCACAGCAAACCCGCAUCGCCACGCCACAACACCGUCUUCUCCGCCCAAACGCAGCUCGAAUCCCUGCUCAACGCCGCCCUCCAGGAAAUGCAGCCCCUCGCCCACGCGCUCAAACACAGCGAAUCUCGCCUCCGCGAUCUCCAGACUGACCUCCACCACCGCGCCCCCGCCGUCCCCCACCACGAGCUGGACCUCGAAUUCGACGGCUGCUGGCAGGCCACGCGCGCGGCGACCCGCAAAUUCGACUCGCUGCGUGCCGACAUCCGCGCCGCCGUCGACAACCUCGUCGUCACCGCCCCUGCCCCCGCCGGUGACGACCACUCCGUCGCGCAGGACGCCCGGCUGUCCACGCAGAUGCGCCGCCGCGAGCAGUACCUCGAGCAGCUGACGGCGCGCAUGCAGUCCAAGGCCGACGCGCUGGGCGCCGACCUGGCGCGACUGGAGGACCAUCUCGAUUCGAUUGCGGGCGUGCUCGAGCGGCAUUCCUCGGGGCCUUUUGGCUCCGCUGGCGGGGCGCGACAUCCCGAGGGCGAGGCCCGCGCCGGGCGGGGAUGGUGGAGAGUGGUCGAGGAGUUUGUUCCGGGGGCGUUGUCUGCGGAGCGUGCGUCCGCCAGUCCGCCGAUUAUGAGGGUCUUCCAGCAUGCCGCGGCGCAACAUCGCCCCGUCGCGGAUGCCGUGCGAAGCCUAUCUUAUCGGCUGCAAGCUCUGCAAGGGAGGCGAGGAAUGUAG
Aspergillus terreus NIH2624 is the source of this 1284-nucleotide messenger RNA. RefSeq lists its product as uncharacterized. The transcript has a single exon. The record is from RefSeq and is a predicted model, not a curated record. NCBI's taxonomy places the organism in Eukaryota, Fungi, Ascomycota, Eurotiomycetes, Eurotiales, Aspergillaceae. The coding region runs from base 1 to 1284 and encodes 427 amino acids.